Molecule: messenger RNA, 3950 nt
Organism: Pseudonaja textilis
Lineage: Eukaryota; Metazoa; Chordata; Lepidosauria; Squamata; Elapidae
Gene: BROX
Product: BRO1 domain and CAAX motif containing
Source: RefSeq, a predicted model, not a curated record
UAGGGAAUCGGGCGGGUUUCCUUGGUUUUUUUUUUUAUUGCCGAGGUCACCCUACAGAAGUUAUCCUUUAACUCCUCUACAAUUUUUGGAUCUCUGGCAUAGACUAGAGAAUCUUCCGAGGUGGUCUUGCUGUAUUCUAAACUUUUAGGAAGAGAAUGACUCAUUGGUUUCAUCGAAACCCUUUAAAGGCUACAGCUCCUGUCUCAUUCAAUUACUAUGGAGUAGCCACAACUCCAGCUGCGACAAAAAUCUGCAAUGAUUUAAGGUUAUCAAGAGCACGACUCCUGGAACUUUUUACUGAUUUAAGUUGUAAUCCAGAUAUGAUGAAAAAUGCAACUGAUUCCUAUUUUUCACUCUUGGAAGGCUUUAUAUUUGCCCUGGAUAACUCUUCACAGGAUAGCAAACUGCGAUACAUCCAGAAUUUUAAAUGGACAGACACGUUGCAAGGACAAAUACCAAGUGCCCAGCAAGAUGCUGUGUUUGAAUUAGUUUCUAUGGGAUUUAAUGUGGCCUUGUGGUACACUAAAUAUGCAUCAAGAUUAGCUGGGAAGGAAGACAUAACAGAAGAUGAAGCAAAAGAUGUCCAUCGCAGUAUGAAAAUAGCAGCUGGGAUUUUCAAACAUUUAAAGGAAAGCCAUAUCCCUAAAUUGAUCACUCCUGUAGAAAAGGGAAGGGAUUUAGAAGGUCGACUAAUAGAUUCCUAUAUUAUCCAAUGUCAAGCUGAAGCACAAGAAGUGACAAUUGCCCGGGCUAUUGAGCUGAAACAUAAUCCUGGUCUAAUAGCAGCCCUGGCCUAUGAAACAGCCAAUUUCUAUCAAAAAGCAGAUCAAACGUUAUCUAGUUUGGAUCCUGCAUAUACAAUGAAAUGGAGAAAAUACCUUCAGUUGAAGUCAUGCUUCUAUAUGGCUUAUGCUUUUUGCUACCAUGGUCAGACCCUCUUGGCCAGUGAUAAAUGUGGCGAAUCUAUUAGGUCUCUACAAGAAGCAGAAAAAUUUUAUGCCAAGGCAGAAAAACUAUGCAAAGAAUAUGGUGAAACCAAAGGGCCGGGGACUACAGCGAAGCCAUCUGGACACCUCUUCUUUCUGAAAUUAGGAACUGUAGUGAAAAAUGCCUUAGAAAAAUCUCAGCGAGAAAAUGGAUUCAUUUACUUCCAGAAGAUUCCUCCAGAGGCUCCUCAGCUUGAGUUGAAAGCAAACUAUGGUCUAGUUGAGCCGAUUGCUUUUGAAUUUCCGGCUGUGCAUGCUCAGUGGUCCCCAGAAUCCCUUGCUGCAUUUGAUCUCACCAAAAGGCCAAAGGAGGACAGUGCUAAACCAAAGGCAGAGGAAGAAGUAAAACCUGUGAAAGAACCAGAUAUAAAGCCUCAAAAAGACACAGGAUGCCAGAUCUCAUAAGACCCUCAACUGCAAAGAACCACUCCUUGUAAACUGCAUACUGUAAACUUUAGGGUUAUUAUUGCCUGACUUGUGUGCUAGUUCUUCUGGCUGCUUUUACUGUAACAAAACAUUUUUUUCCAACUUCAUCUGUGUAUGUGUGUGUAUGUGUACACACCCAAACACACAUAUAUACACACAUCUUUUCAUUGGCUGGGUUUAGUGACUUUCUUUCAGAAGAAAAAAAUUGAAAGAGAUUAAAGCUAGAUUGGAAGAGAUUUGGGACCACAGUGGAUGUUAGCAUUUAGAUGAGCAGGCAUUAGAUUCUGGAACAAAUAAGGGUGAAUGCAAGGGAUGAAAUUGAGGCUCUAUUUGGGGUUUGUAAGGUAUGCACUACAAUGAAGCAAACAAGACAAUGUAUUAGUUUGUUUUAAAGACAGAUUAUUCAAGCCUCGAAUUAUUCAGAAUAACCCGUAUUUACAAACAAGAGGAAAAUACAGUUAAGCACAGGAAAGUUCUAGACUAGGGGUGUCAAACUCGUGGACCCGCGGGCCAGAUGCAUCAUGCGCUGGCCACGCCCACCCCAUUUUGCGAAGGGGAGGAAGUCUCGAUACAUCACGCAAUGACAACGUGACGCAGCAAGUUUGACACCCCUGUUCUAGACAGUAUAAAUUAAGUCUCUGUAGGAAUAUAGAUUGCUGCCGUCUUUGCACUUCAAAUUUUACAAAUGAAAUAAGAUUAAAAGUGAUUUCAAAUGAAGUUUGAUUCUAUGAGGUUGCUCUUUGUGGAAUCACUUUUAAGUACUGCUGUGUCAAAUCAGCAAAGAUGUUUCACUAAACAGUGGAGGCUUUACAUAAUAAAUAUCAUUUAUUAAACAUUUAGAAUUAUGACACAAGGUAAUGUGAAAAAAAAUUGAAUAAAAAGUAUUAAAGCAUGCUAACAAUGGAGAAACUGCUGCAUAAAAUGAGUUUUAUUGAUGUAAUUGGAAAGCUAGAUACCAGAAGAUUCAAAAAGGUGAUGCCAAGAGCAAGUCUUAUUUGGCAGUAAAAGCUGAAAUGUAAAAAACAUACUUUUUAUCUCUGCUUAUUGGUUUCCACCUAUGUUCAAAUGUGGGAGAUUUGUAUUGUAAGACUUCAAUAAUAAUAUUUCAUGAUAUACAGAAUUACAAACAGGGUUGCCUUGAGUAUUUUCUUUGUUAACAGUACCAUAUAUCUUCCUCAUAUACAUAUGUAAUUAGAAAGUUGCAGUAUGCAAUUUGUUGCCAACAGUUGUGUAUUUGCUGCCAGCGAUAAAUGUUGUUUUCCGACAUUAAAAAUAUCAUUAAUAGAUAAAUUAUAGAUAACAAAUGUUUAAGGAAUUUUCACAUGGAAUUUGAUUAAAUUUAAUUUCAAAGUGGAAAACCAAUUGAUAUGUGCUUAGUAUAAUUGACAUCAAAUCUGUUAAUUUAUAUAUUGGAUUUGUUUAUGGUAACCUGUAAAUUUCUCUGACUUGGUUUUUGAAGAUGGUGGGAAUAUUUAAUGUGACUUAGAGGAUAUCACUUAGCAUCUAUGAGAAUCCUUACUAAGGUCAAAAUGUUUAGGCACUUAUUUUGUUACAUUUAUGUUUAUUCAUUAAAUUGAUGUGCAUGCCCUAUUGCAAUCCUACAUUUUAACUCACCAAAAAUCAAGUCAAUCUUUUCCUACUUGCUUAAAAUAAAAACAAGAUAAAUCAGUAACAAGAAAAUAUUUGAAUUAUGAACAUAAAUUUGUUCUGUAUUUUACUAGAUAUGUAAAAAUAUUGAGGAUAUCUAAGCACUUCUUAAUAGUGACCAAAUAUAAUUGAGUUACACAAUGUAUAGUGAGGAACUAUAGUCUUGAUAAACCUUCUGAUUAGUAAUAGAUUAUAUUACAUUUACAGUUAUUGUAUGUUUUGAGAAUAUUUAUUUAUUCAGUUCCAUACAUUUACACAGCCAUGUUUUGUUUCUUUAACAAUUAGACAAAAGAUUACAGUAUUUAUCAGUUUCACUAUAAAUAUCUUUAAAAAGGUUUGCAACCAUUAAAAAGUAUUACAAAAUAUAAAUGACCUAAUCUGGAGCCAUCAGAUUUUUAAUGUAUUUAUUUUUUUGAGGGAAGGAAGGGUAAAAACUUUUCAUUGCAUCUUUGUUAAGAUUUCCCAAGUAAUUAAUUAUUGGUUAAUGAUUUCAGAAUCACUACCUUUAAAAAAAGUGUGGACCUGAUCAAUAAUUAGGAUGGAAACACUGGGAACCUUACAUAAAAUUGGAAGUUGAAGUAAUACAUAUUUUUAAAAGGCUUCCUAGCGCAUCUACAAUUAGAAUACAAUAUUUGUGAUGGUUCAACUAUUUUAAAUUAGUUUGGCUGUGUGUGCCAUACACGCAUGGGCACAGAAGUCCAGACACACAUACACUUCUGUCUUUUUCUGAAAACUCUUCAGCUAUAUUAUGUUUAGAAUAUGAAUACAUUAAUUUUAAUGCUUGGCCAUUGUAGAAUGCAGACAAAUGCAUUUCCAAAUGCUUCUUCAAUCCUUGUUGCAUUUUGUCUUGAUCUUGGCCUUUAGGCUUUAAAUAUAUCAAUAAAAUAUAAA